Molecule: messenger RNA, 516 nt
Organism: Nothoprocta perdicaria
Lineage: Eukaryota; Metazoa; Chordata; Aves; Tinamiformes; Tinamidae
Gene: CLCF1
Product: cardiotrophin like cytokine factor 1
Exons: 2
Coding region: 1-516 (171 amino acids)
Biological process (GO): ciliary neurotrophic factor-mediated signaling pathway; negative regulation of neuron apoptotic process
Molecular function (GO): ciliary neurotrophic factor receptor binding
Source: RefSeq, a predicted model, not a curated record
AUGGCGGCGGCGAGCAGGUCGCUGAACUACCUGGGCCCGCCGUUCAAUGAGCCCGACUUCAACCCGCCGCGGCUGGCGCGGGCCGAGCGCGUGCCCAGCGCCACCGUGGACUUGGAGCUGUGGCGCGGGCUGACGGACAACGCGCGCCUGGCCGCCAACUACCGCGCCUACAGCCGCCUGCUGUGCUACCUGCGCGGCCUGGACGGGCAGGCGGGCACGGCCGAGCUGCGCCACAGCCUGGGCCACUUCUGCUCCAGCCUCCAGGGCCUCGUGGUGAGCAUCGCCGGCGUCAUGUCCUCGCUGGGCUACCCGCUGCCCGCGGGCACGGCCGCCGGCCCGCCGGCGCCCGCCGGCGCCCCCGCCACCCCCAACGACUUCCUCAAGAAGAUGGACGACUUCUGGCUGCUCAAGGAGCUGCAGACCUGGCUGUGGCGCUCGGCCAAGGACUUCAACCGCCUCAAGAAGAAGGUGCCGCCCGCCGUGGUGACGCUGCGCCUGGAGGCGCGCGGCUUCUGA